AUGCCGAACUUUCCUCACACCCCCGAGGCCCUCUUAGGCCGCAACGACUCGAAGAACCCCUCAUCAACCUGCAAAGGAAUCACGAGCUCAGGCAGGCCCUGUCGCAGAGCACUAGCAUCCCCCAAUGGCAAGAGAAAGUCGAACGUCAGCGCCUUGAACGGCGUCGUCGCGCUGGUCGAGGAAGAUGGCCGAGUCCAGGAAGCCGACUUCUACUGCUGGCAGCACAAAGAUCAGGCGGAGGAGAAGAUCCAGCAGGAAGUGAACAAGAAUCGGAAAGCGAGAAGGAAGAGAAGUGCAGAGCUGGUGCCGUUGCAAGAGAUGAGCAGUAUCGAUACGUUGGUGCAGAGAUUGGGGAUUGAAAGUGUUCCCGAGGAGCAACAGAAUAAGCGAAAUAGCAGACCUGAGAGACAGCCGAAACCGCCUCGACGGACUGAGACGACGGAUUUUGCGGAUCCUGCGAAGAGGCCGUCCAGGACGAGUUACCCUGUGUCGCCGACGGAGAAGCACGACGCGACUUCUGCGAGACCUUCGAGGAAGCCGGCGAAGAAGAAACCGGGGUUCUGGGCGAGUUUGUGCUGUGUCGCCAGUGACAAGGACGAUGACUAUGUGGAGAUUGUGCGACAUCGCAGGCGGACAGAGCAGGCUCAUCGACCUUCUCAGGUGUCAGCUUCUGCACCUCCACCACCUCGAGUAUCGCAAGCAAGUCGACCUACAAGUACACCCAUACCUGCUCGGACGCCACUCUCUCCACAGACACCAACACGGCCACACCAACAGAGAUCAUCAUCCAACCCACAGACAAACCAUCUACUCUCCCUGAUCCCGCAAACAUGCUCUCCACAAACAACAUCAACCCUCCUAGCCGAACUCAUCAAACCCAUCAGCCCCGCGGACGAAGAAGGCUACAUCUACAUCUUCUGGCUCACCCCGCAAUCCAAAGACCCUCCCCCAGAAAGCACAGCGCGCUGUCUCCUCUCCCCACCAGAGCGUCGCCCCGAGACCUCCAGACGUAUCAGCGACGUCAUGACCGAGUUCUCCUACGACGGCGACGACGAUGACGAUUUUGGAGAAACAUCCCGAGGCGGAAGAGCGAAGAAAGUGAAGACAAUCAUGCUCAAAAUCGGCCGCGCCAACAACAUCACCCGCCGCAUGAACGAAUGGCAACGCCAAUGCGGCUACAAACUCAACCUCGUCCGAUGGUAUCCCUACAUCCCCUCGAAUACCCCCCAGCCCUCGCCCGAGAGGAAGGCGAAUCAACCACUCUACCCUGACCUCACACAACCGCCUCCUCCAUCUUCUUCUCCGCGACGACAGAGCGACGUCGUCCGCCGCGUGCCUUACGUGAAACGUGUAGAGCGGUUGAUUCAUCUCGAAAUGGCGGAGAAGAGGGUCCUGCGAGAUUGUCGGGCUUGUGGGAAGGAGCAUCGGGAGUGGUUUGAGGUGGAGGCGAGUCAGGAGGGGGUUAAGGGGGUUGAUGAGUGUGUGAGGCGGUGGGUGGAGUGGGCGGAACGGCAGGCUUUGGGCGAGUAG
Molecule: messenger RNA, 1530 nt
Organism: Zasmidium cellare ATCC 36951
Lineage: Eukaryota; Fungi; Ascomycota; Dothideomycetes; Mycosphaerellales; Mycosphaerellaceae
Exons: 1
Coding region: 1-1530 (509 amino acids)
Source: RefSeq, a predicted model, not a curated record